Cornus florida is the source of this 2067-nucleotide messenger RNA. RefSeq lists its product as uncharacterized. NCBI's taxonomy places the organism in Eukaryota, Viridiplantae, Streptophyta, Magnoliopsida, Cornales, Cornaceae. The coding region runs from base 1 to 2067 and encodes 688 amino acids. The record is from RefSeq and is a predicted model, not a curated record. The transcript is spliced from 5 exons.
AUGUCCAAUUCCUAUAGCAUGUGGCCUGUAGUUUUGAUGGUGUACAAUUUACCACCUUACAAGUGCAUGAAAGAUCCUUAUUUUAUUAUGUCGUUGCUCAUCCCAGGGCCAAAAUCACUUGGAAAUGAGAUAGAUGUGUAUUUGCAGCCUCUUAUUGAUGAUCUAAAGGAGUUGUGGGAAGAAGUUUUAUGGACGAUAAAUGACUUCCCCGCAUUUGCUGUCUUGUCUGGGUGGAUGACGAAAGGUAAAUUGGCAUGUCCAGUUUGUAAUAAGGAGACAAGUUUUUUUUCACUAAAGAAUGGAAAGAAGAUCUGUUACAUGUGCCAUCGUCGCUUCCUUCCGAGGGAUCAUAGUUGGCGAAAAAAUAAACAAGCAUUCGAUGGAAAUCAAGAUCAUAGACAGAAGCCUAAAGAACUUUCUGGCGAUGAUUUAUUGGAACAACUAAAUAAAGUAAAUGUUGUGACAUUUGGUAAAGGACCAAAUAGCUUAAAGAGAAAAUGUAAGGAUUAUGAACUAAACUGGACGAAGAAGAGCAUUUUCUUUGAAUUGCCUUAUUGGCGAACUCUUAAAUUACGACACAAUCUAGAUGUCAUGCACAUUGAGAAAAAUAUAUGUGAGAGUGUGAUUGGAACAUUAUUGGAUAUAGAUGGGAAAACAAAAGACACCAUCAAGGCUCGCAUGGAUUUGAAAGAAACGGGUAUCAAGAAGGAAUUACAUCUAAUUUCAGAUGGAGACAAAUUUAUGAUGCCACGUGCAUGCUACCAGCUAUCAUCAACUGACAAAAAGGAAUUUUAUGAAUGGUUGAAAUCUAUUAAGUUCCUAGAUGGGUAUGCGUCAAAUAUAUCUCGUUGUGUGAAUGUUAGAGAUCGCAAGCUAUCGGGAAUGAAAAGCCAUGAUUGUCAUGUUCUUUUACAACGACUUCUUCCUGUAGCAAUACGUAAGCACCUUUGCAAGGAUGUAUGCAUCGCAUUAACUGAGCUUAGUUUAUUUUUCAAGAAAUUAUGUUCAAGGGCAUUGCUAGUUGACGAUUUAGAACAAAUGGAAAAAGACAUUGUCAUUAUACUAUGCAAGUUGGAAAGAAUAUUUCCUCCCGCCUUCUUUGACGUAAUGGUUAAUUUAACAAUUCACCUUCCUCGUGAGGCGAUCCUUGGUGGACCAGUGCCGUUUCGGUGGAUGUAUCCAAUAGAAAGGUUCCUAUUCACUUUAAAGAAGACCGUUAGGAAUACUGCUAGACCAGAGGGAUCGAUUGCUGAGGCAUAUAUUGAUAAAGAAUGCCUAAUAUUUUGCUCUAUGUAUCUCGAAGGCAUUGAGACGAGAUUCAAUAGAGAUGAACGAAAUGACGAUGGUGGUCAAGGGAAUAGGCGAGAGGGUCUUUAUGUUUUCACACAAGAUAUGAAACGAUUGCAUGAGCAAAAGGCUCCAGAAGCUACUGACCAAUUAUAUUUCUUAGCGUGUGGUCCUAAAUCAUUAGUUAUCCGAUAUUCAGGAUGUAUUGUCAAUGGUAUUAGGUUUCGCACAAUUGACUGCGACAAGCAUCGUAGGACACAAAAUAGUGGGGUGGUUGUGAAAGGAGAACAUGAUUCCAAAGAAAUUGAUUUCUACGAUGUUCUUGUAGAUGUUAUGGUGUUAAAUUAUUUGGGAGAAAACAAAGUACACCUCUUUAAGUGCGAUUGGUUUAAUGUUGGCAACCAAAGAAUGGGGAUACAUUCGGAUGGUAAUAUCACAAGUGUGGCACCUAGGAAUUUGUAUGAAGUUGAAGAGAUGUCAUCGGUCGAUGAAGAUACAGAUGUAGAUGAUGAUUCAUAUGAAGUUGAAGAUGCAGGAGACAUUGACACAACUGUCCAAUAUGAUGAUCUAGAUUUGGACACGUUGCAUAGGGAAGAUGUCCAGCUAGUUUAUGUUGACCUACCUAAUAUUUCGCCAAACAAUGCAACUUUUGAUCAAAUAAAUGAUGAUUUCAUUGCCGAUGAUGAGAGUAGCGAUGAAGAUGAUACAUUGAUUGACUAUUGUGAUGAUGAGGAAGAUGAUGAAUUGCAAUCUUCUGAAAAUGAUGAGGAAGAUGAAUAA